Molecule: messenger RNA, 2575 nt
Organism: Mytilinidion resinicola
Lineage: Eukaryota; Fungi; Ascomycota; Dothideomycetes; Mytilinidiales; Mytilinidiaceae
Exons: 9
Coding region: 74-2164 (696 amino acids)
Biological process (GO): regulation of DNA-templated transcription
Cellular component (GO): nucleus
Molecular function (GO): zinc ion binding; DNA-binding transcription factor activity, RNA polymerase II-specific
Source: RefSeq, a predicted model, not a curated record
CGACGCGUGUGAUUAUGAGUCGUGUCACUCUCGUCACCGAUGUUGCGUCUUUAUACACACCUAAGUAAAGGCUAUGUUUCGACGAAAUGGGAAACCCAUGUCUUGUGAGCCUUGUCGUCGCUCGAAGGUGCGAUGUGAUCACACUAGGCCGGUUUGCCUGAAAUGUCAGGCUCGAAAAAUUGAGGAUCAAUGUCACUUCCAUCCCUCUCCAAUGACAAAAGCCCAGUCCCAGAGUAGCCCUGUUCGACCUCGACCCCGGCAUGUCGUACCAAGGAUUUCCCAACGCGGAGAGGCCGACUCAAUGCCGUCCAGUUUCUUUUCAAAUCCAACGCCCGAAAGUACUCCUGGCACGCAUAUGCUUGCCCGGAGUCCUGAGGAAUCUACAGGCCCGUUCUACUUAGGCUCCACAAGCUACGCCUCUGCGUUUCGAAGUCUCAAUUCCCACCCUGAGGAUCACCGUGCAAACGAUGAAGCUAUAAUCCCGAUGUCUCCUGCUGGAGCUAACUUCAACGCCCGCCUUGGAAUUGAUUCAAUCAUCGCAGCAAAACUUGGAUCGUCGUCAUUGACUAUGUAUGAGAGGGCUCUCAAGGACUACUUUGCGUCUAGUACUGCCACUGCCCUCGCUGGGCCUCUCAUAUUAAUGGCACUAUCUCAAAUUAGAGUUGACCUCGAAGUCUUAUCAGUUCGCAGCAAGUGGGACAGCAUAUGUACCGAAAUCACAGAAAACACAGCUCGAUCGUUGAAGAUUCCUCCCACUUGUACUCCGAGUACAUUUCAUACACUAUUUACAGGUCCGAAUUUACGAUGGGAAAUCAUUGGCCUAGUAUUAUCUCUUGCGGGCUUCCAUGCUCAGUUCAUACCCCCUGAUGACCCACUCUUUGACCUUGUGGAUGGCCGAAAACUCGAUAAGGAAGAAUUCAUUGCAGAUAUGAUUCAAGGGAGUAACAGCUGCAUCCACGUUUGUCAAGAGUACGACUGCGUCAACGACCUCAUGAUAUGGCUGCUGUAUAUGAAUGCGCUGCUGCAAAGUAAUUUCUACGGAGACAAUUACCACGGUGUCUGGCGUCGAAUGGGCGACGGCGUGAUCUGUGCAUAUGCCGAAGGCUAUCACUGUGAAGAACCUUUUGACAUUCCCUUCUUUUUGAGAGAAACUAGGAGAAGGGUCUUUUCUGCAAUGUACAGAAGUGACAAAACGAUGGCAACCUUCUUUGGGCGGCCUCCGCUCAUAGCCGGACGAUACUGCAGCCGAAAGAUGCCUUUUGAUCUACACGAGACGACACUUCUGACCGAGGAUACGAGUGCCUUGAAUGCCGCUCUUGCUCGGUUGGACAGUCAAGGGUGGAAUACUGACGGCGUCAUCUAUACUGCGACGUGGUUGCGACUAAGAUAUUCAACAGCCCGGUUUAGAGAGAGGGUGCUCGAGCUUUCUCUCGCUGGGGAGACGGAUCCUGACUUGUCGGAGAAGCUGAGCGGCCUUUCGAAUGAAAAUCGUCUAGCCUGGGAGAAUCUUCCUCAGCACAUGCGGUACGAUGUCUACAAAGAUGCUUGCUGGGAUACACUCCCACCAGAGACAUGUCUGAGAAUGCUGUACGUGUAUCUGGAUCAUCUCAACAGCGAGUUCCAAAUGCAAAGGCUCCGCCGGCGGCAUUUCCCGGAUGCGACUCCACACCUGCUCCAGAUAUCGAUGCAACUGCUUACGUACGUCCUCGUGCUGAACAAGCAAAGAAAUCGACCCUACCAGUUGCAAAGGCAUUACGCUUCUAUCAUCCUCUUCUACUGUCUUCCUGGGGCUGGUGUGCUUGCCCUUGAGCUCCGACGCUGCACCCUGGAGAACAAACCACUCCCAGGUUCCAUCAAACGUGCCGAUUUGAUCCGGAAUCUGUCAAUCUUGAUAUCUCUACUAGAAGGGGUAGUCUAUCCAGGCGACGGAAAUCACAAGCUCUGUGCUGAGUUGAAUAAGAUGCUGGCGCUGGUGUUAGAUGAAGUAUUGAAUUAUCAACCAACGUCAAGCGCAGGUUCUGGAGAUGGUAUGGAUCAACAACUUGACCAAGUCACGUUUUUUGAUAUACCGAUGAUGGAAGGCAUGGAACCUAUUCCUACUGAGAGCGAAAACUUUCUCAAUUGGCUGGAUAAUGCAAACUGGGACAACACUUACCUAACAUAGCCUUUCAAGGGCUUUAGAGCUCUAUAGAGUCGCCCGACCACACUACAACUUCCGUCAUAGACUGCAUGAUUUCCAAAUACCGACGGCCAUUUUUCCAACGACCUCCUCUACUAGUAUGCGAUACCGGAAACUCCAGACUCCCUGUAACCCGAUAAUGAAAAGUGCGACUGGAUUUUCCUGAUCCACGAUCACGAACAUCUAGCAUCUAUUUAAACGAAAGAUAGAAUGCUGCCGCAUCAUAGAAUGGUUGUUGUUCGACAGAAGAACAUCGUUGGCUAUUCAUACAUACCUCCUUUCUUUUCCUUAAAUGUAUCUUUUACUCCUCUUUUCCACGAAUCCAGCGAGCUUCGAGGAGUUACUUUACUAGCUGGUUGGUAUGCAGGAGGUGCCUCAGAGGUUGAGUAACGGGGC